Trifolium pratense (red clover) is the source of this 2616-nucleotide messenger RNA. RefSeq names its product lactoylglutathione lyase GLX1-like. NCBI's taxonomy places the organism in Eukaryota, Viridiplantae, Streptophyta, Magnoliopsida, Fabales, Fabaceae. Gene Ontology annotation, cellular component: cytoplasm. Gene Ontology annotation, molecular function: protein binding; metal ion binding; lactoylglutathione lyase activity. The transcript has 11 exons. Bases 16 to 2445 code for a protein of 809 amino acids. The record is from RefSeq and is a predicted model, not a curated record.
UCUAUACUCCUCAUCAUGCAUGUCAUUGCAAUGGAUUUCUAUGGCAACAAAACCCUCCUAACCUUAAUGGACAAAGAAAAAACAGAACCGCAAGAAUCCCCCAACAUUCACCUUCGUGUACAAAUCCAAACUCACAAAGAAACAAAUGAACAAGAACAUGUUCAAUUUAGUCCACCAAGACAUUCUACUAAUUUUCCACAAUCACCAUGGACACUUUCCCAUCUUCCAUCUCCUUCCCCUUCAUUGCUCUACCAUUGUAUUGCCUCCCUCCACCGUCAUGAAGGAAACAUCUAUUCCAUUGCAGUUUCCAAAGGUUUCAUCUUUACUGGAUCCAACAGUAGUCGAAUUCGUGUUUGGAAGCAACCAGAUUGCAUGGACAAAGGCUACCUCAAAUCAAGCUCCGGUGGUGUUCGCGCCAUUUUAGCUUGUAACAAUAUGGUUUUCUCCACACACAAAGAUCACAAAAUUAGAAUUUGGAACUUCACUGUUUCAGAAAACUUCAAAUCCAAGAAAGUAGCUACACUUCCUAGAAGAACAAAAAACUCCAUUCUAAACUUCAACAGAACCAAAAACAACAAUCACAAACAUAAAGAAACCGUUUCUUGCAUGGCUUAUUACCAUUCAGAAGGACUAUUAUAUACUGGCUCUCAUGAUAGAACAGUCAAAGCUUGGAGAAUCUCUGAUAGAAAAUGUGUUGACUCAUUUCGAGCACAUGAAGAUCAUGUAAAUUCAAUCUUAGUAAACCAAGAUGAUGGUUGUGUUUUCACAUGUUCUUCUGAUGGAUCAGUGAAAAUAUGGAGAAGGGUAUACACAGAAAACUCACAUACAUUAACAAUGACAUUAAAGUUUCAACCUUCACCUGUUAAUGCACUUGCACUAAGUUCAUCAUUCAACCAUUGUUUCCUCUAUUCAGGAACUUCAGAUGGAAUGAUAAAUUUCUGGGAGAAGGAAAGGUUGUGUUAUAGAUUCAACCAUGGAGGAUUUUUGCAGGGUCAUCGUUUCGCGGUACUUUGUGUCGAAACGGUAGGGAACAUGAUAUUUAGUGGAUCAGAAGAUACAACAAUAAGAGUAUGGAGAAGAGAGGAAGAAAGUUGUUAUCAUGAAUGUUUGAUGGUUUUGGAUGGACAUAGAGGACCUGUUAGAUGUUUGGCUGCUUGUCUUGAGAUGGAGAAAGUUGUUGUAGGGUUUUUGGUUUAUAGUGCUAGUUUGGAUCAAACAUUUAAGGUUUGGAGAAUUAAGGUUUUUUCUGAUGAUGAAAAUGUGUGUUUGGAUGUUGUUGGUGAUAAUAAUAAUAAGUGUGGAGGGAAAGUUAAGAUUAGGGAGUAUGAUAUGAGUCCUGUUUUGUCUCCUUCUUGGGUAGAGAAGAAACUUCAGGGUAUUGGUGGGAAUGUGAGUUUGGUAUGUAAUACAAUGAUCUCAUCCUUAAUGUUACUACCAUCUGCUACAACAUUUAGAAGACCUUGUUGUAGUUGUAGCAUCACUCCAUCAUCAUCUCCAUCUUCAUCUUCUCGAAGAAUUGCUCUCUUUCAUCUUCUCACUACUGGUGCUAUUGCUUUACCACAACAAUCCCAAUUAUUUGGUGCAAAAGGAUCACAAUUCUUCAGAAUACCAGAAGCUAAUGCUGCUGAAAACUUGUUUGAUUGGGUCCAAAAUGAUAACAGAAGAUUUCUACAUGUUGUUUACAGUGUUGGAGAUUUGGACAAGACUAUCAAGUUCUACACUGAAUGCCUUGGCAUGAAGCUGUUGAGAAAACGCGAUAUACCAGAAGAUAAAUAUUCAAAUGCAUUUCUUGGAUAUGGGCCUGAAGAUUCCUACUUUACAGUUGAACUCACUUAUAAUUAUGGAGUGGAUAACUAUAACAUUGGAACUGGUUUUGGUCAUUUUGGUAUUGUAGCCGAAGAUGUUGCAAAGACGGUAGAUAUUGUAAAAGCAAAAGGGGGAAAGGUUACCAGGGAACCCGGUCUUGUCAAAGGUGGCUCUGUAGUAACUGCUUCCGUUGAAGAUCCUAGUGGUUAUAGGUUUGAGCUUUUGGAGAGAAAACUCACGCGCGAACCCUUGUCCCAAGUGAUGCUUCAAGUAGGUGAUCUUGAUCGUGUCGUAGACUUCUAUCAGAAAGCUGCAGGCAUGAAACUUCUCCGUAAGAUAGACAACCCUGAGGAAAAGUACACAGUAGCCGUGUUGGGUUAUGGUCAUGGUCCUGUUCUAGAACUUACAUAUAACUAUGGCGUCACUAAUUACGAUAAAGGAAAUGGUUAUGCACAGAUUGCAAUAGGCACAAAUGAUGUCUAUAAGACUGCAGAAGCAAUCAAAUUAAGUGGAGGGAAGAUUAUCCGUGAACCUGGACCCUUACCGGGUAUCAACACCAAGAUCGUUGUUUGUUUGGACCCCGAUGGUUGGAAAUUGGUAUUUGUUGAUAAUGUUGAUUUUCUGAAGGAAUUAGAGUGACAAUAGCAUGGUUGUAUCUAGAUACUACACUUCUUCAAUCUUCACUCAACAUAUCUAUGGAUAACCACUCCAAUCAACAUAUUUUUUAAGCGGACUUUUAUAGCCGUGCUGUCCAAUCAACAUAUCUAUGGAUAACCACUCCAAUCACUAUAUAGGGUAGGGGGGGGGGGG